This is a messenger RNA of Malania oleifera, 1259 nucleotides long. RefSeq lists its product as uncharacterized. NCBI's taxonomy places the organism in Eukaryota, Viridiplantae, Streptophyta, Magnoliopsida, Santalales, Ximeniaceae. The record is from RefSeq and is a predicted model, not a curated record. The transcript is spliced from 3 exons. The coding region runs from base 172 to 1143 and encodes 323 amino acids.
AUUGAAAUGUCUUCAUUUUUUCACCUAAUUCCAGCUUUCUAAGAAAACAGAGAGGAAGAAAAUAGAAGAAACCUACCUUUUCUUUUCAUUCUCUGUUCUUCCUCCUGAAAAACUACAUUUUCUUUUCUUUUCUUUUCUUUUCUUUUUUGUCUGAGAGUGAGAAAAUAUAACAUGCAGAAGCACAAAUAUGAGCACAGAGCAAUGGAAGCAGGAGGGAAAGCAAAGCUUCUUGUAAUCCUUUUGACCACGACACUUGCAGCUUUAGUGCUUUUAUACUUCUCUUGCAUUAUUAAUCCAAUUCAGGGGAGCAACAGAGACAAACCAUGGCUUCUGCAGCAUACUCAGUCCGAAGUAGCAAGCAGAAAGUUGAGCAAAAUGUUAAAGACAGCAGCCAUGCAAGAUAGAAUGGUCAUACUAACCUUGCUGAACAGCACAUGGGCAGCCCCAGGCUGUGUCCUUGACCUCUUCCUAGAGAGCUUCCAAAUCGGCCAAGGUACCAAACGCUUGUUGAAUCACCUACUCAUCCUCACCACAGAUGACCAAGCCUUUCAACACUGCAGCUCCAAACACUUGUUCUGCUUUGACCUCUCACCCCUCAACUUGAAGCCAAAACUAAGGAGGACCCUCUUCUUAACCCACAUACUCAAACUGGGCUACAAUUUUGUAUAUUCGGAUCUAGAUGUGAUGUGGUUGAGAACUCCUAUACCUCAUUUUGAUGCUGGGAGAGAACUUUCAAUGGCAAGUGAUGUCUACACCGGGCAUCCUCUGAGCAGUAGAAACAGGGCAAAUGGGGGAUUGUUUUAUGUGAGAUCAAACGAAAUAUCGAUCCAGUUCUUCACAUACUGGGACUUGGCUGCAGGGAUUCUGCAUCCUCACCACAAUGAUAUAUCCGUCUUUGAGAUGAUCAAAGGUGAUCGGAGCUCCAAAAUCAUUGAAGCACGUAUCCAAUAUGUUGAUGCAGCUUAUUUCAUCAGCUUGUGCCUGCCAAACGCGAAUUUUAGCAUGGUGCACACAGUGCAUGGUGGCUGCUGUGGCAGCACAGAAGAGAAGGUCCACGACCUCAGGCUUGUUCUUGAUGACUGGAGGAACUUCACAGCACAUGGUUCACUUUCUUCUUGGAGAGCUCCAAGCAAAUGCAAGUAGCAAAGAAGUUUGUUUUGGGGUAUCCAGCACCUAAGCUCCUUUCAGUGUAAUAAUGGGCAAUUGGUUUUUUGAUUUUUUCUUGUUUUUCUUUUAUUUUCGUUUUUUUUCUUCCUUCA